Closterium sp. Naga37s-1 is the source of this 17703-nucleotide messenger RNA. NCBI's taxonomy places the organism in Eukaryota, Viridiplantae, Streptophyta, Zygnematophyceae, Desmidiales, Closteriaceae. The record is from the annotation of a GenBank genome assembly.
AUGACAACGCUAGGCCAUCGCUCCGUGUCGCUGCCGCAGCUGCACCCGUGGAUUCGCGGCGUCGAGCACGAGGAGCGCGGCAGCGAGGCCGUUCGUGAGGCUCAGUGCGGGGAGCCGAGCGACGUCCCCGUGCGCAUGCAUUCGAACAGGCCGGACGAUCAGCAACGGCAGCCGCAGCAGCAACAGGUGCAGCAGCAGGAGCAACAGGUGCAGCAGCAGGAGGAAGAGGUGCAGCAACAGCGGCAGCAGCAGCAGCAGCAGCAGUCCGCCAGCGCUGUGCUGGGUCCUCGCUCCGUGGCCGUCUCCCUCACCGUCGACCACGCAUUCGGCUUCGCAUCCCCAGCAGCCCUCCCGCCCGCUGUGCUCUCCGCCCUCGCAGCGCUCGCGGACUCAGCACGCCACCAGGCUGGCGGGUGCUCCCCGCUCACAGCGGAUGGCACGGCGGACUGCGCCUUGCCUCCCGCGCUUGAAGGCAUCUUACGGAGCGCACCUCCCAACGGCCCAGGCGACGCGGGAUCGGAUGGUGGGUCGGCUGUUGCAGAGAGGCAUGGGCAGUGGAGCGGCAAGGCCAGCAAUUGGGGACUUGCCAGCGCUGCGCCUGCUGCCGUGCCACCCGCUGUAGCAGCCGAGGCGGAGGCAGCGGCGGGCGAGGGCGAGGAGGGGGCGGAAGCCGCGCUGCUGGCGGUGGAGGUGCGGUGGAAGGGCGCGCGCGCGGGGCUGAUGGGGUCCAUGUUCGGGCGCGCCGUGAAGCGCGGGUGCAGCAGCGCGCAGCCCCCGCGCGGGGCGCACGGGAUGGUGCGGUGGGAGGAGGGCUUCGCGCACGACUGCCACCUGCUGCCCUGCCCCGCCGCCGUGCGCGCCGCCCGCGGGCAGGGCGAGGCGUGCGGCAAGGGCUGCCUCUUCCAGCCGUGGGAGAUCGUGCUGCUCGUGCACAAGCAUGCACCCAGCAGGCCCAGGGAGCGGCCCCAGCAGGUGGCGUCGGUGGUGCUGGACGUGGCGCCGCUCGCCUCGCCGCUCUCCGCGCACCCCCUCACGCACCACCUGCUGCUCCUCUUCGCGCCCCCCGACUCGCCCCCUGUCGGCCUGCUGCAGGUGACAGUGGAGUGCACUCAGCUCCCACAAGCAGCAUCCGCCCCCCCAUCCCCAGCCGCACUCCAGUCGGCAGCACCAGUCCCGGCCCAAGCCUCAGCACCGGCGGCAGGGGCAGCCGCGGGCGCGCCAGCAGCAGCAGGGACGGGGGUGAGGGAGGCUGGGGUAGGCGGGGUGCACCUGGGGGGGCUGUGGGGGUGGCAGCGGCGCAGCCGGGAGAGCAAGAGCCCCGCGCUGCCCCUGAACGCGGCGGGUAUUGUAGGCGAGAGCGAGGGGCAUGGUGCUGCAGGCAGCGGCAGCGCGGAGCAGAGCAGCGGUGGUGGGCAGCAGGAGGAGGCCGAUUGGGAGCGAACGGACGGCGAUACAGAGUGGGAGCAGGUGGAGCGGAGGGCGAGUGACGGCGAGGGCGCAGAGGGGGAGAAUGGGCGUGGCGGGCAGGGAUGGGAGGGGCGGCAGACGAGGGAGAUAGGCGGUGCCGUGGAGCAGCAGAGAGAAAAUGGCGCUGCUGUGGCGGAGGUGGAAGGCGAAUCGGCAGACAACAGGGGGGCGUCCGGCAAUGGGGGUGUGGAUGUGGCUGUGGGCACAGGCGCUGGCGCGAGCACGGGUGCGGGUGCAGGCACGGGCACGAGCAUGGGCAUGGGUAUGGGACUGCUGGAUGUGCUGCGGGGAGGGGUGUGGCGGCGGUCAGUGUCGGUGGAUGGGGCAGGACGGGUGCGGGGCAGGCCAAGCGGGAAACAGGCGGCGGGGCUAGGAGGGAGGGGUGAAGAGGGGACGGGGGAGGAGGGCGAAGAGGGUGAGAGCAAGGAGCGAGGGAGCAACACCUUGUGGGAGGGGAAUGGGGUCUUGACGAGUGAGUUGGCAGUGUGGGAGAAGGCAGCGGAGGAUACGUACAGGGAGAUGGGAGGAGAGGCAGAGAGCGAGUGUGAGGAGGGCGAGGAGGAGAUGGUAGCAGCGGAGGCGCUGUGCUAUGGGCCGCUGGCAGAGGUGAACCUGGGAGGGCACGUGGGAGGGCCCGUGCACACACGCAUGCGCAUGCUGCACCUGCUGCCCCACGCCCUGCCCUCGCCCCCUCGCACCCUCUCCCUGCCCGCCCACCCGUCCAGCGUGCAUAGUGACAGAGGGCAGGCUGCAAUGCAAGAAACGCACAUGGCGUCACUGGAAGGAGGCAGGGAGGGAGGUGGCGAGGAGGGAGCAGUGGGAGCAGUUGGCGCAGAGGGUGUGGGAGGUGCAGCGGAGGAGGAGCAGCGAGUGACUGCUCCUUUGAGGUCGCCCUUAGCGCCACGCCUCUUCACCUUCACCUCGCCCUUCCUCUUCUUCUCCUCCACCCCCCGCCCGCCCCCUGCUCCUGCGCCCACACCCGACCUGCCCUCGCCACCAGCGCCACAGCCCGCAUCGUCAGCACCAGAAGCCACAUCCGACCCCGCACCUGCUGCUGCCUGUGCCGGCUCCACCCAAGGCGUGCAAGGCCCUCCCCCUCCCCAAGGCAGCAGGGACUCGUCCCCCAUCUCACCGCUCGACCCCCUCCCUGCCGACGCCCCUCCCCCUUCUAAGUCCUUUCUCCUCCCGCCCUUCCUCCCAGCCAAGCCCCUUGCUGCCACCUCGGGCGGAGGUGGGGCAGGGGGCGGAGGCGGAGGGGGUGCGGGCGUGGGCGCGUUUCUGCGGCGGCCGCUGCUCUUCCUGCGCACGCUGUCACUGCAGGAGAGGGGCGAGCCGCUGCUGCACAAGGCGUACGGGGAGGAGGGGGGGGACGAGAUCGACUGGGACAGGCGCAAGGCACUGGAGGCCGAGCAGGAGCAUCCCCUUUAUAAGCUGCCUCUGGAGGAGCAGCAGGCAGCAGCGAGUGCGGAGGAGGCAGAGACAGAUCCAGUGUCCCCAUCGGCAUCGAGUGUGCGGGAGCUCUUCGGGGACGAGUUCCGUGUCGGCCGCUGGGAGCGCCGUGAGGUGGUGAGUCGCGACGGCACGGCACGGCUGUGUGCGCCGGUGUUCCUGGCAACAGUGGACCAGUGCCACGCCAGCGCGGCAGGCGAGGGCGCGUGUGCGCUGCUGGUGGCGCACAUAGCAGCGUGGGUGCAUCUGCAAGAGCAUGCACACGGGGAGGGCACGCUGCCAGGGCAGGCGGAGCUGGACGACCUCAUCCGUGCCGGGUCGGCUGACUGGCGCCGCCUGCGCGCCCUCAGCGACUUCCACCAGCGCUUCCCUGAUGGGCACUUUGACCUCGACACCGUGCUGGCUGCCGUGCAGCACUCGCAUGCCAACACGGCCCCCCAUGCACCCUCCCAUGCGCAGUCCGACUGUGGCGGGCAGGCCGUGGGUGCAGAGGCUCACGAGCGGGCAGCUGAUAUGGAUGGUGGAGGAAACACGGACCCUGGUGCCAGCCAUGCUGGCAGUGGUGGAGGGGCGGCAGCCAUGCCACGGCUGCCGCUGUGUGUGGUGCCCAGCCAGUCGUUCGUGGGGUUCUUCCACCCGCCCUGCCUGGCCGCCGCACGUGCCAUGGAGGUCGCGGCUCGCACGAAGGGCAGCAGCGCAGCAGAGGGUGAUGCGGCGGAUGUGUGCAGGGGCGAGGUGGGUGCGAGCACUGUGGACGAGAGCGGUAGAGGCACAGAGGAGGGGGAUGGGGGGAAGGAGGAGGAGGUAGUGGGGAAGCGCACAAGCAGUUCGCCAGACGUAGAAGCAAAAGGAAAUGGGACUGAAGCGUCGUUGGAAGGAGGAAAGCAAGAGCAGGCGUCUAGUGCAGAGAGCCCGGAAGACGUGGGGAAUAAGGGCAUGGAGGAGAAGGGCAUGGAGGAGAAGGGCAUGGAGGAGAAGGGCAUGGAGGAGAAGGGCAUGGAGGAGAAGGGCAUGGAGGAGAAGGGCAUGGAGGAGAAGGGCAUGGAGGAGAAGGGCAUGGAGGAGAAGGGCAUGGAGGAGAAGGGCAUGGAGGAGAAGGGCAUGGAGGAGAAGGGCAUGGAGGAGAAGGGCAUGGAGGAGAAGGGCAUGGAGGAGAAGGGCAUGGAGGAGAAGGGCAUGGAGGAGAAGGGCAUGGAGGAGAAGGGCAUGGAGGAGAAGGGCAUGGAGGAGAAGGGCAUGGAGGAGAAGGGCAUGGAGGAGAAGGGCAUGGAGGAGAAGGGCAUGGAGGAGAAGGGCAUGGAGGAGAAGGGCAUGGAGGAGAAGGGCAUGGAGGAGAAGGGCAUGGAGGAGAAGGGCAUGGAGGAGAAGGGCAUGGAGGAGAAGGGCAUGGAGGAGAAGGGCAUGGAGGAGAAGGGCAUGGAGGAGAAGGGCAUGGAGGAGAAGGGCAUGGAGGAGAAGGGCAUGGAGGAGAAGGGCAUGGAGGAGAAGGGCAUGGAGGAGAAGGGCAUGGAGGAGAAGGGCAUGGAGGAGAAGGGCAUGGAGGAGAAGGGCAUGGAGGAGAAGGGCAUGGAGGAGAAGGGCAUGGAGGAGAAGGGCAUGGAGGAGAAGGGCAUGGAGGAGAAGGGCAUGGAGGAGAAGGGCAUGGAGGAGAAGGGCAUGGAGGAGAAGGGCAUGGAGGAGAAGGGCAUGGAGGAGAAGGGCAUGGAGGAGAAGGGCAUGGAGGAGAAGGGCAUGGAGGAGAAGGGCAUGGAGGAGAAGGGCAUGGAGGAGAAGGGCAUGGAGGAGAAGGGCAUGGAGGAGAAGGGCAUGGAGGAGAAGGGCAUGGAGGAGAAGGGCAUGGAGGAGAAGGGCAUGGAGGAGAAGGGCAUGGAGGAGAAGGGCAUGGAGGAGAAGGGCAUGGAGGAGAAGGGCAUGGAGGAGAAGGGCAUGGAGGAGAAGGGCAUGGAGGAGAAGGGCAUGGAGGAGAAGGGCAUGGAGGAGAAGGGCAUGGAGGAGAAGGGCAUGGAGGAGAAGGGCAUGGAGGAGAAGGGCAUGGAGGAGAAGGGCAUGGAGGAGAAGGGCAUGGAGGAGAAGGGCAUGGAGGAGAAGGGCAUGGAGGAGAAGGGCAUGGAGGAGAAGGGCAUGGAGGAGAAGGGCAUGGAGGAGAAGGGCAUGGAGGAGAAGGGCAUGGAGGAGAAGGGCAUGGAGGAGAAGGGCAUGGAGGAGAAGGGCAUGGAGGAGAAGGGCAUGGAGGAGAAGGGCAUGGAGGAGAAGGGCAUGGAGGAGAAGGGCAUGGAGGAGAAGGGCAUGGAGGAGAAGGGCAUGGAGGAGAAGGGCAUGGAGGAGAAGGGCAUGGAGGAGAAGGGCAUGAGGAGAAGGGCAUGGAGGAGAAGGGCAUGGGAGGAGAAGGGCAUGGAGGAGAAGGGCAUGGAGGAGAAGGGCAUGGAGGAGAAGGGCAUGGAGGAGAAGGGCAUGGAGGAGAAGGCAUGGAGGAGAAGGGCAUGGAGGAGAAGGGCAUGGAGGAGAAGGGCAUGGAGGAGAAGGGCAUGGAGGAGAAGGGCCAUGGAGGAGAAGGGCAUGGAGGAGAAGGGCAUGGAGGAGAAGGGCAUGGAGGAGAAGGGCAUGGAGGAGAAGGGCAUGGGAGGAGAAGGGCCAAUGGAGGAGAAGGGCAUGGAGGAGAAGGGCAUGGAGGAGAAGGGCAUGGAGGAGAAGGGCAUGGAGGAGAAGGGCAUGGAGGAGAAGGGCAAUGGAGGAGAAGGGCAUGGAGGAGAAGGGCAUGGAGGAGAAGGGCAUGGAGGAGAAGGGCAUGGAGGAGAAGGGCAUGGAGGAGAAGGGCAUGGAAGGAAGGAUGAGGAGAAGGGCAUGGAGGAGAAGGGCAUGGAGGAGAAGGGCAUGGAGGAGAAGGGAGAAGGGCAUGGAGGAGAAGGGCAUGGAGGAGAAGGGCAUGGAGGAGAAGGGCCAUGGAGGAGAAGGGCAUGGAAGGAGAAGGGCAUGGAGGAGAAGGGCAUGGAGGAGAAGGGCAUGGAGGAAGAAGGGCAUGGAGGAGAAGGGCAUGGAGGAGAAGGGCAUGGAGGAGAAGGGCAGGAGGAGAAGGGCAUGGAGGAGAAGGGCAUGGAGGAGAAGGCAUGGAGGAGAAGGGCAUGGCAGGAGAAGGGCAUGGAGGAGAAGGGCAUGGAGGAGAAGGGCAUGGAGGAGAAGGGCAUGGAGGAGAAGGGCAUGGAGGAGAAGGGCAUGGAGGAGAAGGGCAUGGAGGAGAAGGGCAUGGAGGAGAAGGGCAUGGAGGAGAAGGGCAUGGAGGAGAAGGGCAUGGAGGAGAAGGGCAUGGAGGAGAAGGGCAUGGAGGAGAAGGGCAUGGAGGAGAAGGGCAUGGAGGAGAAGGGCAUGGAGGAGAAGGGCAUGGAGGAGAAGGGCAUGGAGGAGAAGGGCAUGGAGGAGAAGGGCAUGGAGGGAGAAGGGCAUGGAGGAGAAGGGCAUGGAGGAGAAGGGCAUGGAGGAGAAGGGCAUGGAGGAGAAGGGCAUGGAGGAGAAGGGCAUGGAGGAGAAGGGCAUGGAGGAGAAGGGCAUGGAGGAGAAGGGCAUGGAGGAGAGGGCAUGGAGGAGAAGGGCAUGGAGGAGAAGGGCAUGGAGGAGAAGGGCAUGGAGGAGAAGGGCAUGGAGGAGAAGGGCAUGGAGGAGAAGGGCAUGGAGGAGAAGGGCAUGGAGGAGAAGGGCAUGGAGGAGAAGGGCAUGGAGGAGAAGGGCAUGGAGGAGAAGGGCAUGGAGGAGAAGGGCAUGGAGGAGAAGGGCAUGGAGGAGAAGGGCAUGGAGGAGAAGGGCAUGGAGGAGAAGGGCAUGGAGGAGAAGGGCAUGGAGGAGAAGGGCAUGGAGGAGAAGGGCAUGGAGGAGAAGGGCAUGGAGGAGAAGGGCAUGGAGGAGAAGGGCAUGGAGGAGAAGGGCAUGGAGGAGAAGGGCAUGGAGGAGAAGGGCAUGGAGGAGAAGGGCAUGGAGGAGAAGGGCAUGGAGGAGAAGGGCAUGGAGGAGAAGGGCAUGGAGGAGAAGGGCAUGGAGGAGAAGGGCAUGGAGGAGAAGGGCAUGGAGGAGAAGGGCAUGGAGGAGAAGGGCAUGGAGGAGAAGGGCAUGGAGGAGAAGGGCAUGGAGGAGAAGGGCAUGGAGGAGAAGGGCAUGGAGGAGAAGGGCAUGGAGGAGAAGGGCAUGGAGGAGAAGGGCAUGGAGGAGAAGGGCAUGGAGGAGAAGGGCAUGGAGGAGCAAGGGCAUGGAGGGAGAAGGGCAUGGAGGAGAAGGGCAUGGAAGGAGAAGGGCAUGGAGGAGAAGGGCAUGGAGGAGAAGGGCAUGGAGGAGAAGGGCAUGGAGGAGAAGGGCAUGGAGAGAAGGGCAUGGAGGAGAAAGGCAUGGAGGAGGAAGGGCAUGGAGGAGAAGGGCAUGGAGGAGAAGGGCAUGGAGGAGAAGGGCCAUGGAGGAGAAGGGCAUGGAGGAGAAGGGCAUGGAGGAGAAGGCAUGGAGGAGAAGGGCAUGGAGGAGAAGGGCAUGGAGGAGAAGGGCAUGGAGGAGAAGGGCAUGAGGAGAGGGCAUGGAGGAGAAGGGCAUGGAGGAGAAGGGCAUGGAGGAGAAGGGCAUGGAGGAGAAGGGCAUGGAGGAGAAGGGCAUGGAGGAGAAGGGCAUGGAGGAGAAGGGGCAUGGAGGAGAAGGGCAUUGGAGGAGAAGGGCAUGGAGGAGAAGGGCAUGGAGGAGAGGCAUGGAGGAGAAGGGCAUGGAGGAGAAGGGCAUGGAGGAGAAGGGCAUGGAGGAGAAGGGCAUGGAGGAGGGCAUGGAGGAGAAGGGCAUGGAGGAGAAGGGCAUGGAGGAGAAGGGCAUGGAGGAGAAGGGCAUGGAGGAGAAGGGCAUGGAGGAGAAGGGCAUGGAGGAGAAGGGCAUGGAGGAGAAGGGCAUGGAGGAGAAGGGCAUGGAGGAGAAGGGCAUGGAGGAGAAGGGCAUGGAGGAGAAGGGCAUGGAGGAGAAGGGCAUGGAGGAGAAGGGCAUGGAGGAGAAGGGCAUGGAGGAGAAGGGCAUGGAGGAGAAGGGCAUGGAGGAGAAGGGCAUGGAGGAGAAGGGCAUGGAGGAGAAGGGCAUGGAGGAGAAGGGCAUGGAGGAGAAGGGCAUGGAGGAGAAGGGCAUGGAGGAGAAGGGCAUGGAGGAGAAGGGCAUGGAGGAGAAGGGCAUGGAGGAGAAGGGCAUGGAGGAGAAGGGCAUGGAGGAGAAGGGCAUGGAGGAGAAGGGCAUGGAGGAGAAGGGCAUGGAGGAGAAGGGCAUGGAGGAGAAGGGCAUGGAGGAGAAGGGCAUGGAGGAGAAGGGCAUGGAGGAGAAGGGCAUGGAGGAGAAGGGCAUGGAGGAGAAGGGCAUGGAGGAGAAGGGCAUGGGAGGGAGAAGGGCAUGGAGGAGAAGGGCAUGGAGGAGAAGGCAUGGAGGAGAAGGGCAUGGAGGAGAAGGGCAUGGAGGAGAAGGGCAUGGAGGAGAAGGGCAUGGAGGAGAAGGGCAUGGAGGAGAAGGCAUGGAGGAGAAGGGCAUGGAGGAGAAGGGCAUGGAGGAGAAGGCAUGGAGGAGAAGGGCAUGGAGGAGAAGGGCAUGGAGGAGAAGGGCAUGGAGGAGAAGGGCAUGGAGGAGAAGGGCAUGGAGGAGAAGGGCAUGGAGGAGAAGGGCAUGGAGGAGAAGGGCAUGGAGGAGAAGGGCAUGGAGGAGAAGGGCAUGGAGGAGAAGGGCAUGGAGGAGAAGGGCAUGGAGGAGAAGGGCAUGGAGGAGAAGGGCAUGGAGGAGAAGGGCAUGGAGGAGAAGGGCAUGGAGGAGAAGGGCAUGGAGGAGAAGGGCAUGGAGGAGAAGGGCAUGGAGGAGAGGAGAAGGCAUGGAGGAGAAGGGCAUGGAGGAGAAGGGCAUGGAGGAGAAGGGCAUGGAGGAGAAGGGCAUGGAGGAGAAGGGCAUGGAGGAGAAGGGCAUGGAGGAGAAGGGCAUGGAGGAGAAGGGCAUGGAGGAGAAGGGCAUGGAGGAGAAGGGCAUGGAGGAGAAGGGCAUGGAGGAGAAGGGCAUGGAGGAGAAGGGCAUGGAGGAGAAGGGCAUGGAGGAGAAGGGCAUGGAGGAGAAGGGCAUGGAGGAGAAGGGCAUGGAGGAGAAGGGCAUGGAGGAGAAGGGCAUGGAGGAGAAGGGCAUGGAGGAGAAGGGCAUGGAGGAGAAGGGCAUGGAGGAGAAGGGCAUGGAGGAGAAGGGCAUGGAGGAGAAGGGCAUGGAGGAGAAGGGCAUGGAGGAGAAGGGCAUGGAGGAGAAGGGCAUGGAGGAGAAGGGCAUGGAGGAGAAGGGCAUGGAGGAGAAGGGCAUGGAGGAGAAGGGCAUGGAGGAGAAGGGCAUGGAGGAGAAGGGCAUGGAGGAGAAGGGCAUGGAGGAGAAGGGCAUGGAGGAGAAGGGCAUGGAGGAGAAGGGCAUGGAGGAGAAGGGCAUGGAGGAGAAGGGCAUGGAGGAGAAGGGCAUGGAGGAGAAGGGCAUGGAGGAGAAGGGCAUGGAGGAGAAGGGCAUGGAGGAGAAGGGCAUGGAGGAGAAGGGCAUGGAGGAGAAGGGCAUGGAGGAGAAGGGCAUGGAGGAGAAGGGCAUGGAGGAGAAGGGCAUGGAGGAGAAGGGCAUGGAGGAGAAGGGCAUGGAGGAGAAGGGCAUGGAGGAGAAGGGCAUGGAGGAGAAGGGCAUGGAGGAGAAGGGCAUGGAGGAGAAGGGCAUGGAGGAGAAGGGCAUGGAGGAGAAGGGCAUGGAGGAGAAGGGCAUGGAGGAGAAGGGCAUGGAGGAGAAGGGCAUGGAGGAGAAGGGCAUGGAGGAGAAGGGCAUGGAGGAGAAGGGCAUGGAGGAGAAGGGCAUGGAGGAGAAGGGCAUGGAGGAGAAGGGCAUGGAGGAGAAGGGCAUGGAGGAGAAGGGCAUGGAGGAGAAGGGCAUGGAGGAGAAGGGCAUGGAGGAGAAGGGCAUGGAGGAGAAGGGCAUGGAGGAGAAGGGCAUGGAGGAGAAGGGCAUGGAGGAGAAGGGCAUGGAGGAGAAGGGCAUGGAGGAGAAGGGCAUGGAGGAGAAGGGCAUGGAGGAGAAGGGCAUGGAGGAGAAGGGCAUGGAGGAGAAGGGCAUGGAGGAGAAGGGCAUGGAGGAGAAGGGCAUGGAGGAGAGGGCAUGGAGGAGAAGGGCAUGGAGGAGAAGGGCAUGGAGGAGAAGGGCAUGGAGGAGAAGGGCAUGGAGGAGAAGGGCAUGGAGGAGAAGGGCAUGGAGGGAAGGCAUGGAGGAGAAGGGCAUGGAGGAGAAGGGCAUGGAGGAGAAGGGCAUGGAGGAGAAGGGCAUGGAGGAGAAGGGCAUGGAGGAGAAGGGCAUGGAGGAGAAGGGCAUGGAGGAGAAGGCAUGGAGGAGAAGGGCAUGGAGGAGAAGGGCAUGGAGGAGAAGGGCAUGGAGGAGAAGGGCAUGGAGGAGAAGGGCAUGGAGGAGCGAAGGGCAUGGAGGAGAAGGGCAUGGGAGCUGGAGGAAGGGCAGGAGGAGAAGGGCAUGGAGGAGAAGGGCAUGGAGGAGAAGGGCAUGGAGGAGAAGGGCAUGGAGGAGAAGGGCAUGGAGGAGAAGGGCAUGGAGGAGAAGGGCAUGGAGGAGAAGGGCAUGGAGGAGAAGGGCAUGGAGGAGAAGGGCAUGGAGGAGAAGGGCAUGGAGGAGAAGGGCAUGGAGGAGAAGGGCAUGGAGGAGAAGGGCAUGGAGGAGAAGGGCAUGGAGGAGAAGGGCAUGGAGGAGAAGGGCAUGGAGGAGAAGGGCAUGGAGGAGAAGGGCAUGGAGGAGAAGGGCAUGGAGGAGAAGGGCAUGGAGGAGAAGGGCAUGGAGGAGAAGGGCAUGGAGGAGAAGGGCAUGGAGGAGAAGGGCAUGGAGGAGAAGGGCAUUAGGAGGAGAAGGGCAUGGAGGAGAAGGGCAUGGAGGAGAAGGGCAUGGAGGAGAAGGGCAUUGGAGGAGAAGGGCAUGGAGGAGAAGGGCAUGGAGGAGAAGGGCAUGGAGGAGAAGGGCAGGAGGAGAGGGCAUGGAGAGAGGGCAUGGAGGAGAAGGGCAUUGAGGAGAAGGGCAUGGAGGAGAAAGGGCAUGGAGGAGAAGGGCAUGGAGGAGAAGGGCAUGGAGGAGAAGGGCAUGGAGGAGAAGGGCAUGGAGGAGAAGGGCAUGGAGGAGAAGGGCAUGGAGGAGAAGGGCAUGGAGGAGAAGGGCAUGGAGGAGAAGGGCAGGAGGAGAAGGGCAUGGAGGAGAAGGCAUGGAGGAGAAGGCAUGGAGGAGAAGGGCAUGGAGGAGAAGGGCAUGGAGGAGAAGGGCAUGGAGGAGAAGGGCACAUGGAGGAGAAGGGCAUGGAGGAGAAGGGCAUGGAGGAGAAGGGCAUGGAGGAGAAGGCAUGGAGGAGAAGGGCAUGGAGGAGAAGGCAUGGAGGAGAAGGGCAUGGAGGAGAAGGGCAUGGAGGAGAAGGGCAUGGAGGAGAAGGGCAUGGAGGAGAAGGCAUGGAGGAGAAGGCAUGGAGUGAGAAGGGCAUGGAGGAGAAGGGCAUGGAGGAGAAGGGCAUGGAGAGAAGGAGCAUGGAGGAGGAAGGGCAUGGAGGAGAAGGGCAUGGAGGAGAAGGGCAUGGAGGAGAAGGGCAUGGAGGAGAAGGGCAUGGAGGGAGAAGGGCAAUGGAGGAGAAGGGCAUGGAGGAGAAGGGCAUGGAGGAGAAGGGCAUGGAGGAGAAGGGCAUGGAGGAGAAGGGCAUUGGAGGAGAAGGGCAUGGAGGAGAAGGGCAUGGAGGAGAAGGGCAUGGAGGAGAGGGCAUGGAGGGAAGAAGGGCAUGGAGGAGAAGGCAUGGAGGAGAAGGCAUGGAGGAGAAGGGCAUGGAGGAAGAAGGGCAUGGAGGAGAAGGGCAUGGGAGGAGAAGGGCAUGGAGGAGAAGGGCAUGGAGGAGAAGGCAUGGAGGAGAAGGGCAUGGAGGAGAAGGGCAUGGAGGAGAAGGGCAUGGAGGAGAAGGGCAUGGAGGAGAAGGGCAUGGAGGAGAAGGGCAUGGAGGAGAAGGGCAUGAGGAGAAGGCAUGGAGGAGAAGGGCAUGGAGGAGAAGGGCAUGGAGGAAGGCAUGAGGAGAAGGGCAUGGAGGAGAAGGGCAUGGAGGAGAAGGGCAUGGAGGAGAAGGGCAUGGAGGAGAAGGGCAUGGAGGAGAAGGGCAUGGAGGAGAAGGGCAUGGAGGAGAAGGGCAUGGAGGAGAAGGCAUGGAGGAGAAGGGCAUGGAGAGAAGGGCAUGGAGGAGAAGGGAUGGAGGAGAAGGGCAUGGAGGAGAAGGGCAUGAGGAGAAGGGCAUGGAGGAGAAGGGCAUGGAGGAGAAGGGCAUGGAGGAGAAGGGCAUGGAGGAGAAGGGCAUGGAGGAGAAGGGCAUGGAGGAGAAGGGCAUGGAGGAGAAGGCAUGGAGGAGAAGGGCAUGGAGGAGAAGGGCAUGGAGGAGAAGGGCAUGGAGGAGAAGGCAUGGAGGAGAAGGGCAUGGAGGAGAAGGGCAUGGAGGAGAAGGGCAUGGAGGAGAAGGGCAAUGGAGGAGAAGGGCAUGGAGGAGAAGGGCAUGAGGAGAAGGGCAUGGAGGAGAGAAGGGCAUGGAGGAGAAGGGCAUGGAGGAGAAGGGCAUGGAGGAGAAGGGCAUGGAGGAGAAGGGCAUGGAGGAUGAGAAGGGCAUGGAGGAGAAGGGCAUGGAGGAGAAGGGGCAUGGAGGAGAAGGGCAUGGAGGAGAAGGGCAUGGAGGAGAAGGCAUUGGAGGAGAAGGGCCUGGAGGAGAGGGCAGGAGGAGAAGGGCACAUGGAGGAGAAGGGCAUGAGGAGAAGGGCAUGGAGAGGAGAAGGGCAUGGAGGAGAAGGGCAUGGGGAGAAGGCAUGGAGGAGAAGGGCAUGGAGGAGAAGGGCAUGGAGGAGAAGGGCAUGGAGGAGAAGGGCAUGGAGGAGAAGGGCAUGGAGGAGGAGAAGGGCAUGGAGGAGAAGGGCAUGGAGGAGAGGGCAUGGAGGAGAAGGGCAUGGAGGGAGAAGGGCAUGGAGGAGAAGGGCAUGGAGGAGAAGGGCAUGGAGGAGAAGGGCAUGGAGGAGAAGGGCAUGGAGGAGAAGGGCAUGGAGGAGAAGGCAUGGAGGAGAAGGCAUGGAGGAGAAGGGCAUGGAGGAGAAGGGCAUGGAGGAGAAGGCAUGGAGGAGAAGGGCAUGGAGGAGAAGGGCAUGGAGGAGAAGGGCAUGGAGGGAGAAGGGCAUGGAGGAGAAGGGCAUGGAGGAGAAGGGCAUGGAGGAGAAGGGCAUGAGGAGAAGGGCAUGGAGGAGAAGGGGCAUGGAGGAGAAGGGCAUGGAGGAGAAGGGCAUGGAGGAGAAGGGCAUGGAGGAGAAGGGGCAUGGGAAGGGAAGAGAGGGCCUGGAGGAGAAGGGCAUGGAGGAGAAGGGCAUGGAGGAGAAGGGCAUGGAGGAGAAAGGGCAUGGAGGAGAAGGGCAUGGAGGAGAAGGCAUGGAGGAGAAGGGCAUGGAGGAGGAAGGGCAUGGAGGAGACGGGCAUGGAGGAGAAGGGCAUGGAGGAGAAGGGCAUGGAGGAGAAGGGCAUGGAGGAGAAGGGCAUGGAGGAGAAGGGCAUGGAGGAGAAGGGCAUGGAGGAGAAGGGCAUGGAGGAGAAGGGCAUGGAGGAGAAGGGCAUGGAGGAGAAGGGCAUGGAGGAGAAGGGCAUGGAGGAGAAGGGCAUGGAGGAGAAGGCAUGGAGGAGAAGGGCAUGGAGGAGAAGGGCAUGGAGGAGAAGGGCAUGGAGGAGAAGGGCAUGGAGGAGAAGGGCAUGGAGGAGAAGGGCAUGGAGGAGAAGGGCAUGGAGGAGAGAGGAGGCAUGGAGGAGAAGGGCAUGGAGGAGAAGGGCAUGGAGGAGAAGGGCAUGGAGGAGAAGGGCAUGGAGGGAGAAGGGCAUGGAGGAGAAGGGCAUGGAGGAGAAGGGCAUGGAGGAGAAGGGCAUGGAGGAGAAGGGCAUGGAGGAGAAGGGCAUGGAGGAGAAGGGCAUGGAGGAGAAGGGCAUGGAGGAGAAGGGCAUGGAGGAGAAGGGCAUGGAGGAGAAGGGCAUGGAGGAGAAGGGCAUGGAGGAGAAGGGCAUGGAGGAGAAGGGCAUGGAGGAGAAGGGCAUGGAGGAGAAGGGCAUGGAGGAGAAGGGCAUGGAGGAGAAGGGCAUGGAGGAGAAGGGCAUGGAGGAGAAGGGCAUGGAGGAGAAGGGCAUGGAGGAGAAGGGCAUGGAGGAGAAGGGCAUGGAGGAGAAGGGCAUGGAGGAGAAGGGCAUGGAGGAGAAGGGCAUGGAGGAGAAGGGCAUGGAGGAGAAGGGCAUGGAGGAGAAGGGCAUGGAGGAGAAGGGCAUGGAGGAGAAGGGCAUGGAGGAGAAGGGCAUGGAGGAGAAGGGCAUGGAGGAGAAGGGCAUGGAGGAGAAGGGCAUGGAGGAGAAGGGCAUGGAGGAGAAGGGCAUGGAGGAGAAGGGCAUGGAGGAGAAGGGCAUGGAGGAGAAGGGCAUGGAGGAGAAGGGCAUGGAGGAGAAGGGCAUGGAGGAGAAGGGCAUGGAGGAGAAGGGCAUGGAGGAGAAGGGCAUGGAGGAGAAGGGCAUGGAGGAGAAGGGCAUGGAGGAGAAGGGCAUGGAGGAGAAGGGCAUGGAGGAGAAGGGCAUGGAGGAGAAGGGCAUGGAGGAGAAGGGCAUGGAGGAGAAGGGCAUGGAGGAGAAGGGCAUGGAGGAGAAGGGCAUGGAGGAGAAGGGCAUGGAGGAGAAGGGCAUGGAGGAGAAGGGCAUGGAGGAGAAGGGCAUGGAGGAGAAGGGCAUGGAGGAGAAGGGCAUGGAGGAGAAGGGCAUGGAGGAGAAGGGCAUGGAGGAGAAGGGCAUGGAGGAGAAGGGCAUGGAGGAGAAGGGCAUGGAGGAGAAGGGCAUGGAGGAGAAGGGCAUGGAGGAGAAGGGCAUGGAGGAGAAGGGCAUGGAGGAGAAGGGCAUGGAGGAGAAGGGCAUGGAGGAGAAGGGCAUGGAGGAGAAGGGCAUGGAGGAGAAGGGCAUGGAGGAGAAGGGCAUGGAGGAGAAGGGCAUGGAGGAGAAGGGCAUGGGAGGAAUGGAAGGGCAUGGAGGAGAAGGGCAUGGAGGAGAAGGGCAUGGAGGAGAAGGGCAUGGAGGAGAAGGGCAUGGAGGAGAAGGGCAUGGAGGAGAAAGGGCAUGGAGGAGAAGGGCAUGGAGGAGAAGGGCAUGGAGGAGAAGGGCAUGGAGGAGAAGGGCAUGGAGGAGAAGGGCAUGGAGGAGAAGGGCAUGGAGGAAGAAGGGCAUGGAGGAGAAGGGCAUGGAGGAGAAAGGGCAUGGAGGAGAAGGGGCAUGGAGGAGAAGGGCAUGGAGGAGAAGGGCAUGGAGGAGAAGGGCAUGGAGGAGAAGGGCAUGGAGGAGAAGGGCAUGGAGGAGAAGGGCAUGGAGGAUGAAGAAGGGCAGAUGGAGGAGAAGGGCAUGGAGGAGAAGGGCAUGGAGGAGAAGGGCAUGGAGGAGAAGGGCAUGGAGGAGAAGGGCAUGGAGGAGAAGGGCAUGGAGGAGAAGGGCAUGGAGGAGAGGGGCAUGGAGGAGAAGGGCAUGGAGGAGAAGGGCAUGGAGGAGAAGGGCAUGGAGGAGAAGGGCAUGGAGGAGAAGGGCAUGGAGGAGAAGGGCAUGGAGGAGAAGGGCAUGGAGGAGAAGGGCAUGGAGGAGAAGGGCAUGGAGGAGAAGGGCAUGGAGGAGAAGGGCAUGGAGGAGAAGGGCAUGGAGGAGAAGGGCAUGGAGGAGAAGGGCAUGGAGGAGAAGGGCAUGGAGGAGAAGGGCAUGGAGGAGAAGGGCAUGGAGGAGAAGGGCAUGGAGGAGAAGGGCAUGGAGGAGAAGGGCAUGGAGGAGAAGGGCAUGGAGGAGAAGGGCAUGGAGGAGAAGGGCAUGGAGGAGAAGGGCAUGGAGGAGAAGGGCAUGGAGGAGAAGGGCAUGGAGGAGAAGGGCAUGGAGGAGAAGGGCAUGGAGGAGAAGGGCAUGGAGGAGAAGGGCAUGGAGGAGAAGGGCAUGGAGGAGAAGGGCAUGGAGGAGAAGGGCAUGGAGGAGAAGGGCAUGGAGGAGAAGGGCCAUGGAGGAGAAGGGCAUGGAGGAGGACGGGCAUGGAGGAGAAGGGCAUGGAGGAGAAGGGCAUGGAGGAGAAGGGCAUGGAGGAGAAGGGCCAUGGAGGAGAAGGGCAUGGAGGAGAAGGGCAUGGAGGAGAAGGGCAUGGAGGAGAAGGGCAUGGAGGAGAACGGCAUGGAGGAGAAGGGCAUGGAGGAGAAGGGCAUGGAGGAGAAGGCAUGGAGGAGAAGGGCAUGGAGGAGAAGGGCAUGGAGGAGAAGGGCAUGGAGGAGAAGGGCAUGGAGGAGAAGGGCAUGGAGGAGAAGGGCAUGGAGGAGAAGGGCAUGGAGGCAGAAGGGCAUGGAGGAGAAGGGCAUGGAGGAGAAGGGCAUGGAGGAGAAGGGCAUGGAGGAGAAGGGCAUGGAGGAGAAGGGCAUGGAGGAGAAGGGCAUGGAGGAGAAGGGCAUGGAGGAGAAGGGCAUGGAGGAGAAGGGCAUGGAGGAGAAGGGCAUGGAGGAGAAGGGCAUGGAGGAGAAGGGCAUGGAGGAGGAAGGGGCAUGGAGGAGAAUGGGCAAUGGAGGAGAAGGGCAUGGAGGAGAAGGGCAUGGAGGAGAAGGGCAUGGAGGAGAAGGGCAUGGAGGAGAAGGGCAUGGAGGAGAAGGGCAUGGAGGAGAAGGCAUGGAGGAGAAGGGCAUGGAGGAGAAGGGCAUGGAGGAGAAGGGCAUGGAGGAGAAGGGCAUGGAGGAGAAGGGCAUGGAGGAGAAGGGCAUGGAGGAGAAGGGCAUGGAGGAGAAGGGCAUGGAGGAGAAGGGCAUGGAGGAGAAGGGCAUGGAGGAGAAGGGCAUGGAGGAGAAGGGCAUGGAGGAGAAGGGCAUGGAGGAGAAGGGCAUGGAGGAGAAGGCAUGGGAAGGGCAUGGAGGAGAAGGGCAUGGAGGAGAAGGGCAUGGAGGAGAAGGGCAUGGAGGAGAAGGGCAUGGAGGAGAAGGGCAUGGAGGAGAAGGGCAUGGAGGAGAAGGGCAUGGAGGAGAAGGGCAUGGAGGAGAAGGGCAUGGAGGAGAAGGGCAUGGAGGAGAAGGGCAUGGAGGAGAAGGGCAUGGAGGAGAAGGGCAUGGAGGAGAAGGGCAUGGAGGAGAAGGGCAUGGAGGAGAAGGGCAUGGAGGAGAAGGGCAUGGAGGAGAAGGGCAUGGAGGAGAAGGGCAUGGAGGAGAAGGGCAUGGAGGAGAAGGGCAUGGAGGAGAAGGGCAUGGAGGAGAAGGGCAUGGAGGAGAAGGGCAUGGAGGAGAAGGGCAUGGAGGAGAAGGGCAUGGAGGAGAAGGGCAUGGAGGAGAAGGGCAUGGAGGAGAAGGGCAUGGAGGAGAAGGGCAUGGAGGAGAAGGGCAUGGAGGAGAAGGGCAUGGAGGAGAAGGGCAUGGAGGAGAAGGGCAUGGAGGAGAAGGGCAUGGAGGAGAAGGGCAUGGAGGAGAAGGGCAUGGAGGAGAAGGGCAUGGAGGAGAAGGGCAUGGAGGAGAAGGGCAUGGAGGAGAAGGGCAUGGAGGAGAAGGGCAUGGAGGAGAAGGGCAUGGAGGAGAAGGCAUGGAGGAGAAGGGCAUGGAGGAGAAGGGCAUGGAGGAGAAGGGCAUGGAGGAGAAGGGCAUGGAGGAGAAGGGCAUGGAGGAGAAGGGCAUGGAGGAGAAGGGCAUGGAGGGAGGAAGGGCAUGGAGGAGAAGGGCAUGGAGGAGAAGGGCAUGGAGGAGAAGGGCAUGA